AUGGGCGACCCCAAACAGGGCCAUUUCUGUGCCACUGAUGCACGAAACGACAGCAAUCAGAACCCCGUCAAUGGUAUCCCUGGAGGACUAGGUCAAAUUUGCGCCUCCUACGAUCUAGGCGGCGGCGUCAGCCUGGGUGAUUCAUUCGUCAUACAUUCUAUCGCUGCCUUCUCCCCAGGCCGGAGCCAUAGGGAUGACGCGACCCUUGAUGCUGAACUCGCAGCAGCAGCUUUAACAGUCACAGAAGUACUACCAGUAUGUAUCACUAUGGAAAAUGUGUCCACCGGGACUUUUUCAUCACUACCAUACCCGUCACAUAACGUCCUCGACAAAUCAAGAAAAACUCAUCCCCUUGACAACCCACCAUGGUUCUUAGUCAACGCAGUAGCGUCACGAAAACAUUGCGUUCUAGGCCAGAAUAGCAUCGUGGAAUCACUGCUUAUGGUUCUUCGUCAACCAUGGUGUGUGCUUGAGAUCUGCUGCUGCGAGACACAUAUCAUCACCGCUGUUUAUAAAUUUGUAACGACUGCCGAUAAGGCUUACACUGGGAUUUACACUGUCGCUAUCAGACUAUUGUCUUAUGAAAUGAUGAAAAGGUCUGCGGCGGGUAGUUCUAAAGGCCUUGGGCACGCAAUUUUCUGGCCGCAUAAAUCCUGGGAUUAUUGGCUGGCGCACAAUACUACUCUGGCUAAUAUCAGGACGCUUUACACAAACCUCUUUUUCCAUGGGCGCCAAUCUCGUAACCCAUUUUGGUUAUGCCUGGUUGUUGUUUGCGCUAUGUUUCUGGAUGCUUCCUUCUCUGACCUGGCGAGGUGUUUGUAUGACGAUGCGCAAUAUCAUACCGCGUUGGCAAACCGUCGAUGGAAAACAUCAUCUUAUAUACUACCCCACGAUGCCUGCAAUUCAGCAACUGCUCCCGGGGGUGAAUGCCGGACUGCCGUUAAAAUUGACGAACUUGCUUAUUCGAACACGAGACUUAGAAGAUCCCUGAGCGACAGUAAUUUACACCGCAGGACUAACGGCCCGAACGAAUCAUUCAACUGGCCAAACUCUACUGCCUCGAGCAAUUCCUCAUCUUACUACCAUCGUCUGGUUCUACUUCACGUACGGAUUCUGAAGAAUAUGAGAGAGACGUUUGUAUGA
Messenger RNA from Aspergillus tanneri, 1143 nucleotides. RefSeq lists its product as uncharacterized. NCBI's taxonomy places the organism in Eukaryota, Fungi, Ascomycota, Eurotiomycetes, Eurotiales, Aspergillaceae. The coding region runs from base 1 to 1143 and encodes 380 amino acids. The record is from RefSeq and is a predicted model, not a curated record. The transcript has a single exon.